Molecule: messenger RNA, 737 nt
Organism: Prunus persica (peach)
Lineage: Eukaryota; Viridiplantae; Streptophyta; Magnoliopsida; Rosales; Rosaceae
Product: cytochrome B5-like protein
Exons: 6
Coding region: 237-593 (118 amino acids)
Cellular component (GO): membrane; intracellular membrane-bounded organelle
Molecular function (GO): heme binding
Source: RefSeq, a predicted model, not a curated record
CCUUCUAUUUACUAAUUGCUCGUUGGAAUAAAAAAGAUAGAAACUUUAAAACCGCUGAAAAUUCUAAACAGAUUUUCAUGACCCACACACUCAGUUGUUUUUCUGAGAUCACUUGAUGCACUUCUUAGAAAGUUAGUCAACUGCUGGGUUACAAAAAUGAAAACCCAAACAAUGCCUGCCUUAUCCUUGUAUGUUUAGAAUUCUGAUUCAGCCGUCUGAGGAGCUCAGCUUGAGAUAUGAUGAUAGCUGCGGUCGCACUGGUUGUGGUUAUUCUUCUGGUAGCUUUCAUCUUGAUCCCACGAGGCCCAAAAUAUGGGCAUACAAAAAAAGUUGAUUCAAAUGUUACAUAUGAUAAGCCAGCCAGAAUGUAUACUAAAGCUGAAGUCUCUUUGCAUAAUAAGAGAACAGAUUGUUGGGUAAUUAUCAAAGACAAGGUAUAUGAUGUUACCUCAUAUGUAGAGGAGCACCCAGGUGGUGAUGCCAUCUUAGAUCAUGCUGGGGAUGACUCAACCGAAGGGUUUUUCGGGCCACAGCAUGCUACCCGAGUGUUUGACAUGAUUAACGACUUUUAUAUCGGUGAUCUGAAGCUGUGACCAUUUAGAGUGUAAUUUUAUAUAAUCAGUGAGAUAAUGUACUUUGAGAUCUAUUCUUCUAUUUGAAUUUGUCUUAAUUGCAGUAUUUUUUCUGUAUACACACAUUUUCCAUUUGGGUUCAGUAUUGCAUUUAUCACCUGUUAA